GUGCGCUCUGCUCUUCUAUCGAUUGUUUGUGUCUAGUCAAAGAUGGCGCCGUAACAGCCCAGGUUUGUUUUUCAUGGGUGCAAAGUAUGUUUAAGUGCAUUAACCGAACGGCCCAGUUUACGAGAUAUCUUCAGUCAGCAGGCUACGUUUUCUGUCUUAACCGACCUUUUAGACUGGUGUCAUCCUUGUCAGUCAGAAUGACCGACCCGGCUGUGAGGAGGGUGGUUAGUGAUGUUAUUCGCUCACCUGAGGAUAAGCGGGAGUACAGGGGCCUGGAGUUUAUCAAUGGCCUGAAGGCAGUGCUCAUCAGUGACCCGACCACAGACAAAUCUUCAGCUGCUUUGGAUGUCCACAUAGGUUCUCUGUCUGACCCACCAAACAUUUCAGGGCUGGCACACUUUUGUGAACACAUGCUGUUCCUGGGAACAGAGAAGUACCCCAAGGAGAACGAGUACAGCCAGUUCCUCAGUGAGCACGCAGGCAGCUCCAAUGCCUUCACCAGUGGAGAACAUACCAACUAUUAUUUUGAUGUUUCCCAUGAGCACUUGCAAGGAGCAUUAGAUAGGUUUGCCCAGUUCUUUCUGUGCCCAUUGUUUGACGAGAGCUGCAAGGACCGCGAGGUGAAUGCUGUGGACUCUGAGCAUGAGAAAAACCUGAUGAAUGAUGCCUGGAGGCUGUUUCAGUUGGAAAAGGCCACUGGCAACCCAAAACACCCUUUCAGUAAAUUUGGAACAGGAAAUAAAUUGACACUAGAGACCAGACCAUCUAAAGAGGGGGUUGAUGUCCGUCAGGAGCUUCUGAAAUUCCACUCUACAUAUUACUCUUCUAACCUCAUGGGACUGUGUGUGUUAGGAAGAGAAUCACUGGAUGACUUGACGGCCAUGGUGGUUAAAUUAUUUGGAGAAGUGGAAAACAAAAACGUGCCUGUUCCAGAAUUUCCCGAACACCCCUUCCAGGAACAACACCUUAAACAAUUCUACAAAGUGGUUCCCAUCAAAGACAUUAGAAAUCUUUAUGUGACUUUCCCCAUCCCAGAUCUACAGCAGUACUACAAAUCAAACCCAGGACAUUAUCUGGGACAUCUGAUUGGUCACGAAGGACCUGGAAGUUUGUUAUCUGAGCUGAAAUCUAAAGGCUGGGUGAACACACUUGUUGGAGGUCAAAAAGAGGGAGCCAGAGGAUUCAUGUUCUUCAUCAUCAAUGUGGACUUGACUGAGGAGGGCCUCUUGCACGUUGAGGACAUAAUCUUCCACAUGUUCCAGUACAUCCAGAAACUACGUACUGAAGGGCCUCAAGAGUGGGUGUUUGAGGAGUGCAAGGAUUUAAACAAUGUUGCCUUCAGGUUCAAAGACAAGGAGCGUCCCCGUGGCUACACUUCCAAAAUUGCAGGUUUACUACAUUACUACCCUCUCGAAGAAGUUCUAGCAGCAGAGUACCUCUUGGAAGAGUUCAGGCCAGAUCUGAUCGAGAUGGUGCUGGAUAAGCUGAGACCAGAACACGUCAGGUCACUCUACAGCCCGUUUGCGUACGUGGACCCAUUGCAUUGUAACAUGGCAUAUUUAUACCUGGAGCUCCUCAAGGACUCCCUCAACGAGUAUGCAUAUGCAGCCGAGCUAGCUGGCUUGAACUAUGACCUCCAAAAUACCGUCUAUGGGAUGUAUGUAAAUGUAACUCUCCCACGCCUUAAGGCCUUCAUACCUCAGCUGUUGUCACGGUUACAUAUGGAAGCACUUCUUCAUGGCAACAUCACCAAGGAGUCUGCUCUUGGCAUGAUGCAAAUGGUGGAGGACACGCUCAUUGAGCAUGCUCACACAAAGCCUCUCCUCCCGAGCCAGCUGAUUCGCUACAGAGAGGUGCAGGUUCCAGACGGUGGCUGGUAUGUUUACCAGCAAAGGAAUGAGGUACACAACAAUUGUGGCAUCGAAAUCUACUACCAAACAGACAUGCAGACCACCCACGACAACAUGCUGCUAGAGCUGUUCUGUCAGAUCAUCUCUGAGCCCUGCUUCAACACACUGAGAACCAAAGAACAGCUGGGCUACAUUGUCUUUAGCGGGCCACGGCGGGCUAAUGGAGUGCAAGGACUGCGUUUCAUCAUCCAGUCAGAGAAGGCGCCCCACUACCUGGAGAGCCGAGUGGAAGCUUUCCUGUGUACUAUGGAGAAAGCUGUGGAGGAGAUGAGCGAGGAAGCCUUCCAGAAACACAUCCAAGCCCUGGCCAUCCGCCGCCUGGACAAACCGAAGAAGCUGUCUGCUGAGUGUGCUAAAUACUGGGGAGAGAUCAUCUCUCAGCAGUACAAUUUUGAUAGAGACAACAUUGAAGUGGCGUACCUGAAGACGUUGACAAAAGAAAACGUAAUGGAGUUUUACAGAGAGCGACUGACGGUCGAAGCCCCAAAGAGACACAAAGUGUCGGUGCACGUGCUGUCCAGGGAGAUGGACACCUGUCCAGUAGUGGGAGAGUUCCCCGCUCAGAAUGAUGUCAACCUGGCUCCUGCUCCUUCCCUGCCACAGCCCACAGUGAUUCAGGACAUGACGGAGUUCAAGAGGAGUCUGCCUCUGUUCCCUCUGGUCAAACCUCACAUCAACUUCAUGGCAGCCAAACUGUGAGCAAGGCCGGCAGGUCGACACAGCAGGGAGGCACGGAGGGCGGCCCUGCUCUGUUUCACAUCUAACCACUUCACCUCCUCCUGCCACUAGGAAGACCUUCAUCUGACGGAGCCUGCAUGAGUGUGUGUUUGUUUGCGUGGAUGCAUGUUGACUGCGGGUGUGUGCACGUGUAGCAGGGAGGAGCCACUCAAAGAGGAAACAAAAAAAUCACAAAGUUGUUG
Messenger RNA from Pundamilia nyererei, 2830 nucleotides. Its product is annotated as insulin-degrading enzyme-like. The coding region runs from base 87 to 2609 and encodes 840 amino acids. Gene Ontology annotation, biological process: amyloid-beta metabolic process; peptide catabolic process; hormone catabolic process. The transcript has 20 exons. NCBI's taxonomy places the organism in Eukaryota, Metazoa, Chordata, Actinopteri, Cichliformes, Cichlidae. Gene Ontology annotation, cellular component: peroxisomal matrix; mitochondrion; cytosol. The record is from RefSeq and is a predicted model, not a curated record. Gene Ontology annotation, molecular function: metalloendopeptidase activity; metal ion binding.